Molecule: messenger RNA, 880 nt
Organism: Fomitopsis serialis
Lineage: Eukaryota; Fungi; Basidiomycota; Agaricomycetes; Polyporales; Fomitopsidaceae
Exons: 8
Coding region: 169-840 (223 amino acids)
Molecular function (GO): acyltransferase activity, transferring groups other than amino-acyl groups
Source: RefSeq, a predicted model, not a curated record
UGUCUCCCUAUACGAUGCUAUUCAACGCUUACUCGCUCUUCCACUCUGGUAGCACGUCUACCGUCUGCCGCUUCCCGACAGUCGUUCUUUCUACUACGCAGCUUCCAACGUUGGUCAACUGACGCGUCGUUCCCUGGCAACCCUCGUCACGGUCGAGCAGAAGAGAACAUGACGGUGCUACUCCCGUCGAACGUCAAGAUCUCGGAGGUCAAAGAACCGACCGAGGAGAUGAUCGACCAAGCGCUCAAGCUCACGAACGCGCUGCAGGAGGGAGACCCGUCGUGCAAAGCGUGGACGGGCGGGAACCUCGAACUUCUACCGCUGCUCAUGCGCGCGAUCAUCAAGGCGACUUGGCUGGGCGAGGGCGCGGGAGACACGUAUGUCGCGACGGACGAGAAUGGCACGCUCGUCGGGUACUCGCAGUGGAUCCCAUCAGGGCGGGACGUCUUCGACUCUGAGGACCAACGCCAGUAUGGGUUCUACGAAUUCAUGGAGAAGAUAUCGGACGAGGGGAAGAAGUACUUCGAAGAGUCGCUAGGCCGCGACUUUCCAAAAUACCUCGAAAAGUCGUUCGGCGUCAUCGCGCAGGAUACUCACUUCUGCAACAUGGUGAUGGUGCAACCCGAAUACCAGGGCAAGGGCAUCGCGACGGCCAUGUUCAAGAUGGCGUACGAGAAGGCGAAGCAGACGGGGGCAGUCGUAGCCCUCUCGACCGGGAACGAGAAGAAUAUCGUCGUGUACGAGCACAUAGGAAUGAAGUUGAAGGGCCACCAGGUGUUCCAGUCGCCCUGGGGCGAGUGGCCGAGCUGGGCGUUUGCAUGGGAGACGAAGGAACAAUGAGCUCGGCGGGCUGUGACGUGCAUCCUUCGAGAUCCGGUGU